CAAGUGUUCAAGGUUUAAUUAUAAUUGAAGCCUAGGAUAAGUGAUUUAUGGAUGAUUCAGAGCUCAAUAUGAAAAACCUUCAGAUGAUUAUAUUGUUAUUUCGGGGCUUACACUGCAAUGUCUAGUGCAUCCUCCAUGCUGACUUCUUUCAAUGGAUAAGACCUGGGUGUGGUGAAAAUGUAGCUGGAUUCUGUUUAAUUGGACCGACCAUCACAGUAAUCACAAGCAAGGUUUUGUGAAAAGUGCAAACAACCUGGUACUAUGUAUUUGGUUUGCAUGCGUUGACCCUAUUGUGUAUCCUUCACUCUACUCACGCUGCUACAAUCUCCUCCAGCCUCAGCCUCUGUUCUGAUCUUCAUCAUUUGUCUCCAACUUAAUUAGAUUCAGAUACUUGUGUGAUCUUCGAUAAUUUUUGCAAGGAAGAGGAUAUGGCUGCGCAUGCUUCUUCUGAGAUUAUUAAGUAUGAUGUCUUCCUUAGCUUCAGAGGCACAGACACUCGCUGUAGUUUUCUCAGCCAUCUGCGCAAGGCUUUAGAGGACGCGCACGUCAAGACAUACGUGGAUUACAUGCUCAGAGAAGGAACUGAAAUAUCACACUCACUCCUUGCAGCCAUUGAACAAUCAGAAAUUGCUUUGAUCAUAUUCUCCCAGGAUUAUGCUUCUUCCAAAUGGUGUUUGGAAGAACUAGCCAAAAUAAUGGAAUGCAGCAAACAAAAUGGUCAAAUUGUAAUACCUAUUUUCCAUAAUGUAGACCCAUUAUGGGUGCGCCACCAAAAGGAAAGUUAUCACCACGCCCUUGCUAAUCAUGAGGUGAGGUUUGCAGACAGGGUGCAAAUCUGGAGAGAUGCUCUCAAGGAAGCUGCCAAUUUGUCUGGAUUCGAUUCACAGUCAAGAUUCAAGGAUGAUGCUCACCUUGUUGGUGAAAUUGUCAAACGUGUCUUACAAAGGUUAAACCAAUCACCCCAAGGUGAUUUGCAGGGUCUUGUUGGAAUUCAUGGACCAAUUGAAAAGCUAGUUUCGUUGUGCACGGAAUCUGAAGCUGUUAUUAUUGGCCUUUGGGGCAUGGGCGGUGUUGGUAAGACAACUCUUGCGACUGCAGUUUUCAAUAGAUUGUGUGAUGGAUUUGAAGGAUUUUGCUUUUUGAAAAAUGUAAGAGAAAGAGCUGAGAAAUAUGGUAUAGAUCAUUUGAAGACAGAACUUCUUUCCAAACUGCUAAAGGAAGAUGCAACUCCCUUUGUCACGCCUGGUGGGAUAACUAAUUUUGCCAAGAAAAGACUUAGUCGAACAAAGGUUCUUGUUGUUCUUGAUGAUGUCAAUGAUUCAGACCAAAUGGAAGAUUUAUGUGGAGGACAUACACGGUUUGGGGCAAGUAGCAGAAUCAUAGUGACAACAAGAGAUAAGCAUGUCCUUCUUAGGGCGGAUGCUGAUCAUAUUCAUCAAGUUAAGACGUUGAAUUCUGAUGAUUCCCUUCAGCUUUUCAGCCUGAAUGCCUUCAAGCAAAACUGCAUUAUAAAAGCAGAACAAGUUGAGUUGUCCAAGAGAGUGCUUAACUAUUGCAAAGGCCUUCCUUUAGCAAUAAAAAUCUUGGGUUCCUUCCUUAAAGGAAAAACUCAACAAGAGUGGGAAAGUGAACUGGCCAAACUUGAAAAGAUGCCUGAUGAAAAAAUCCAAAGUAUAUUGCGAUUGAGUUAUAAUGAAUUAGAUCGUAAUGAUCGGAAUAUAUUUUUGGAACUUGCAUGUUUCUUUGAUAGAAAUACAGAAGAAGAGCAGAUAAAAUCUCUUCUUGAUCGCUGUGGAUACACAACUACUAUCGGCUUGACAAAUCUUUGUAAUAAAGCUCUUAUUUCCAUUUCAAACGAUUGUGUGUCAAUGCAUGACUUAAUUCGAGAAAUGGGCCGUGAAAUUGUUCGCGGAGAAUGUCUAGAUGAUCCAGGAAAACGCAGUAGACUAUGGCAUUCUUAUGAUACCUAUGAAGUACUGAAAUACAAUAAGGGAACUCAAGCUAUUCAAAGUAUCACAUUAAAUAUGUCUGAAAUUGAUAUGAUAAGGUUGCACCCUGAGACAUUUGAAAGAAUGCCAGAACUGAAGCUUGUUAGAUUUCAUUCAUCCAAUUCCAAAAACAAGUUGUGUGCUCCAGAAGGUAUUACAUCCCUGCCAAAGAAGUUAAGGUAUUUUCAUUGGGAUGGGUUUCCUUUGAAAUCUUUGCCGUCUUCUUUUGGUGCUGAGAGAUUUGUUGAAAUCAUAAUGCCCAAUAGUGGAUUGCAAACGCUUUGGGAAGGUGAACAGAAUCUUGUAAAUCUAAGGAAAGUGGAUCUUGAUGGUUCAUCAAGCCUAAUGGAGCUCCCAGAUUUAUCAAAAGCUUCAAAUCUUAGAGAAGUGAGUAUCUCUGGUUGCAAGAGUCUGCGUCAAGUUCCUCCAUCUGCUGUGUGUUCCCAGAAGCUGAAAUACCUGAAAGUGAGCAACUGUGAGAGCCUUGAAUCCAUAGCAGAGCUUCCAGCAUCGGUUGUGUGCGUAAUUGCUCGCAACUGCCGCUCACUACACACUGUAUCUUUAUCUGCUUUGGAUUCUAUGGCCAAAGAACCGAUCCAGCAGCAGCAAUUUGAGGAUAUAACCUUCAAUUUCACCAACUGCAACAAAUUGAGAAGGAAUUCAAAAAAGAGCAUUAUGGAACAUGCCUAUGGCAGACUAAAGCGACCACUAGCAGCAGCACCAACAUGUGCUACAACAGCAUGGCUGGAUAAGGAGGAUAAGCACCCGUUUCGUUAUCUUUCAGGCAAGCAGCACAAUCAUCCCAAGUUAAAUGUGUUGUCAGGUGCAGCCCCGGAAUGGUUCAGAUAUAAAAACCCACAAAGAGGGGCUGUUACUCUUGAUGUUGCCCCAGGUGAUAACUUGUUGGGUUUCAUCUUUUGGAUCAUUUUUCCUGCAUACUAUGGGAGUCACGAAGUGCAAGCCACUUCAGUGUCAUAUAAGUAUCGCGUUAAAGUGAUGCAUGGCCCAAGUUUCAGCUAUGACGGGUAUUGGUUUCUAGGCGAGAAUAUAUGGCUUAACGAUAGCUAUUUUUGGUACGACGGGCAAUGCUGCAUUGACAUGAUCAAGGUAAUGGAAGAAAACACCGACACUAAUAAUAAUAAUAGCAUUCAACUCAUGGUUUCAUUCCAGUUCUUCUACACUCGUCUUGUUUUGAGUUACCGUUACCCUAUUGAGGAAGAUGUUAACAAAGAAAUAGAAGAUUGGGCUGUGCACCCAAUAUAUGCCUCAGACGUUCGAAACUUCAAAGAUUGGAGUGUGCAUCCAAUAUAUGCCUCAGAUGUUCGAAACUGACACGCUUCCAUUCAACGAGUUCGAAGCUAAAAUGUUAUUUACACAUUGAAAUCAGCUACUAAAUUUAGCCAACUAUGUAUUUGUGUUUAAAUACAUGUAAUCUAAUUCAUUUUUCAUAUGUAUAUUUUUGUAUGUAUUCUAUA
Messenger RNA from Arachis ipaensis, 3463 nucleotides. The record is from RefSeq and is a predicted model, not a curated record. Lineage: Eukaryota; Viridiplantae; Streptophyta; Magnoliopsida; Fabales; Fabaceae.